AUGGCUCAACAGUCUACACCCUCUCCAUCAAGAGCCGACAGUUAUGUCCACGCAUACCUUAAUCUCUCUCAAAUAACCCUCGAUGUUGUAGAAAGACUUGACGAGCGAAUCCCAUCCGGAAAAACAACCAUGACCGUCGAUAUCAUGGAUGCCUUUCCUAGCACCAAAUCCUUUGUGAAGCUCGUUCAGUUCGAGAACAACCAGGGAAUCGCCGAAACAGCAGUGCUCAAGCUUUAUGACCGGACUUGCCCUGGGCGCAUUCGUAAAUUCAUAGACCCUUCGAUGUCAGCGGAACAGGCAUUUCUGAGAUUUGUGCGGACUGGGGAAAUGCGCGAACUUGUCCCAGAAAUGGAGAUCACCUGGAAAAACACCCUCAAUACACAGGGAGCGGUUGAUUACUUCGAAUACGAGCCUCAGCAGGCAGUAAAGUAUUUUACCAUGUCCAAAUUCGAAGCUCAUGUCUGGUACGAAUUCUACCAUCGCCACAAAACUGAGUUAAGGGCGUACAAGCAGCUCAAUAGUAUGCAAGGCAGAGAGAUACCGCGUCUUUACGCAAAUGUGCGAAUUCCAUUAUCCGUUGUGCACCCAGGUACAGGGAAGGCAACCCCGGAUGAGGAAGAAUUCCUAUGCGUUCCUGGCCUUCUUCUACAAUACUCCGCUUGCAACAAACUCAACGACCUUAAAUUACCCUGGCAGAACCCUACUGCAUCCGAGCAGGCGUACCGCGACUGGUCGGCCCUAACUGAACGAGCCGUCAAUGCCAUGGAUCAGAUCAACGAGUUCGGCGUUGUUCUCAAAAACUAUAGCAACAAUGUUAUGUUCAAGAACGCGAAUGGCGUCCUAGAGCCAUAUAUCAUCGAUUUCGCUCAGGCGGCGUUGAAAGAGGACUUGGUCGACUAUUUGAUCAGGGAAAGGAACAUGGAGGCUACAGACUUUCCCCCUCGGCAGAGGGAAAUCAUGUAUUGGAAUAGGGCCAGGGAUUACGGUAACCCUGCAUCGGUUGAUCAAGCCUUCAGUGACCAUGACGGUUUGCACAUACCAUGCCAGCUUCCUGAUUAUGAGGCGAGAAUCAAGGAAAUCAGGCAGCAGGGACAGAGCGGGAAGUCCCAAAGCAGCCAGACUCAAGGCGACUGA
This is a messenger RNA of Fusarium subglutinans, 1134 nucleotides long. RefSeq names its product kinase-like domain protein. Bases 1 to 1134 code for a protein of 377 amino acids. The record is from RefSeq and is a predicted model, not a curated record. The transcript is spliced from 2 exons. Lineage: Eukaryota; Fungi; Ascomycota; Sordariomycetes; Hypocreales; Nectriaceae.